UACGUAGGAGUACUUUUUUAGAAACUUCGAAGAAUUUCUAUUUUUGGUAAUCAUAUAAAUUUCUCCUGGGAAAAGAAAAGAAAAUGCUUCCUUUUCCUUAGUUGAGAAGGGAAGCGAAAUUGCAUAGAAAUAUCAGCAACAACAAUAAGAAAGAUGGUGUCAAUUGUUAGGCGCAAAACACUGAAGUUGUGAUAAAUCGAAGGUUGUAGAAGUGGCUAUGUCGAAGGAGAACGAACCGGCAAAGCUGCUUUUACCUUGCCUUCAACGCGCCGAUGAGUUGCAGAAACACGAACCCCUCGUUGCCUACUACUGUCGGUUGUACGCAAUGGAGCGAGGGUUGAAGAUUCCUCAAAAAGAGCGUACAAAGACCACUAGUUCCCUCCUUGUUUCCCUUAUUAAUCAACUCGAAAAGGAUAAGAAGUCAUUGGAAUUGGGGCCCGAUGAUCAUUUGCAUGUGGAGGGAUUUGCGUUGAAUGUUUUUGCAAAGGCAGAUAAACAAGAUCGAGCUGGGCGAGCAGACUUGAAUACAGCGAAGACAUUUUAUGCCGCGAGUAUCUUUUUUGAGAUCCUUAAUCAGUUUGGUGAACUCCAGCCGGAUCUUGAGCAGAAACAGAAGUAUGCAGCUUGGAAGGCAGCAGAUAUAAGGAAAGCUUUGAAAGAAGGAAGGAAGCCUGUACCAGGCCCUCCUGGUGAUGAAAGAGAUAUUUCGGAGCUGUCCAGUGCACAAAAUGAUACAUAUGAUCUUCAACCUGGUGGAACUGAUUCAGUCAUCAAACCCGCACCAGAAUCCGAUUCAGUCAUCAAACCUGGACCAGAAUCGGAUUCAUUUAGUCACGUACAUGACGAUGCGCAUUAUUCUGCAAAUAGACCGUCUCCUCCAGCAGCCAACCCACCACCUCCUCCUUCACGUGUCCCUCCGUCACCUCCGGCAGCCACCAUACCAACUCCUCCUCCACAUAUCCCUCCAUCACCUCCUUCAUAUUUUAGUGAUGAGUAUUCUUCUCAUAAUGACUAUUCUUCUCAUAAUUUCCAGCGGACUCCAUCAGUUAAUAUAUCUGAAAAUCCGUCUUACUCUCCGUCGUAUCACCAUCAACCUUAUGUGCAAGAACCACAGUCUCACUUGCCACAGCACUACCCUUCGCAUGAUGUUCCCUUGUAUUCAUAUCCCAAUUUCCAGGCAUAUCCUAGCUUUAUGGAGAGCAGCCUUCCUUCUGCGCCAUCACAUCACCCUUCUUACUACCAAGGCGCUGAUGCUUCGUAUUCCACAUUGGCUGCAUCAAGCACUGCAAAGUUUUCAUCAAACACUCAACACAGUUCAAGUGAUAGAAAUGGGACUGCAUCACAAGCUGCAGCUGCUCCCACCAAAUCAUAUGAAUACGACAGCAAUUACCAGCCUCCUCCGGAUAAAAUAGCUGAAGCACACAAGGCUGCAAGGUUUGCUGUUGGGGCUCUGGCAUUUGAUGAUGUCUCUAUCGCCGUAGACUACCUCAAAAAAUCACUUGAGCUGUUAACAAACCCAUCAGCUGAUCAAUGAAGUGAAUCGUGCUAACUAAUUGAGCGUCUGAGACAUCUUUGUUGGGGUUGUUCACUGUUUGGUUUCGUUUGUAAAGAUGGCUUUGUUGACUGUUCUAUCCGUGUUUACGUUAACAGUGAUGUGAUUAUGUAUGCAUCCAUGAGUCUCAUCAGCCUUUUGGUGGAUAUUGUUCACAAGCUAUUUGAUUCGAUUUUUCUGUGCAGAAAUAACAAGUUCUCUGGUUUUUCUCUUAUGGAUGUUGCUCAACCAAGGGUGUCUCUUUGGGAGUUCUAGAGUUCCGCCCGUGACUAUUGUAGAUUGAGGCCCCUUACGAGAUCCCUGUGAUCUCAUUUGAUUAUUAAGGUGAUUUUGAACUUUAAUAUGCUUGA
This is a messenger RNA of Nicotiana attenuata, 1902 nucleotides long. Its product is annotated as protein HOMOLOG OF MAMMALIAN LYST-INTERACTING PROTEIN 5-like. The record is from RefSeq and is a predicted model, not a curated record. The transcript has 6 exons. Gene Ontology annotation, cellular component: multivesicular body. Gene Ontology annotation, biological process: late endosome to vacuole transport via multivesicular body sorting pathway. Bases 218 to 1534 code for a protein of 438 amino acids. Lineage: Eukaryota; Viridiplantae; Streptophyta; Magnoliopsida; Solanales; Solanaceae.